AUGGAAAAUCCAUCUUUAUUUCUAGUUGAAGAACGAGUUAAAACAUUUAAGAAUUGGCCGUUUAGUGAUAAAAAUAAAUGUAACGUUCGUAAUAUGGCCGAAGCUGGAUUUUAUUCAGUAGCAACUGGAAAAGAAGACGCUGAUGCUGCAAAAUGCUUUCUUUGUGGUAAAGAAUUAGAUGGUUGGGAAUCUAGUGAUGAUCCAUGGGCUGAACAUAAAAGUCAUGCAGCUAAGUGUGCAUUUGUUCAGCUUGGUAAAAACGAAGACGACUUACUGCUAUCAGAAUUCCUGUCUGUAAUAAAACAAUACAUAAUAAAUGAGACAAAAAGACGUGCUGAAGUAGCAAAAGAACAGGUUGAUGAGAAAGCAAAGACCACAAAGAGAAGAUGUCUAGGAAGAAAAAGGUUACUUUCAUCAGCUGAA
Brenthis ino (lesser marbled fritillary) is the source of this 423-nucleotide messenger RNA. The record is from the annotation of a GenBank genome assembly. NCBI's taxonomy places the organism in Eukaryota, Metazoa, Arthropoda, Insecta, Lepidoptera, Nymphalidae.